CAGCUGCAGGUCCUGCAUUGUUCAGUGCAGAGCUGUAGCAACGUUUGUCUGUGUGUCUCUGUUUGUCUGGGACGAUUUGAAAAGAAAAAUGCCCUCCACACGCUCCAAGACUCUGGCAUCCCAGCCUCUGUCCAAAAGGAUGAGUUUGAGGAGUUUCCGCAGCAACCCCCUGGUUCCCAUGGAGACGUCCUCCUCGUCCUCUGAUGACAGCUGUGAUAGCUUUGGCUCUGAUGGAGGCUUCGCAAAUACGAGGAGAUGCUUGAGGCCAACGAGGCGGAUGGCAGAGAAGCCAAAGGUGUUUGAGACAUCUUCAGAGGAGGACACAUGCAGCGGGUUUGAGAACGUUAUCAAUACUCAGAUGAAAGCCAUGAAAGUGGACACUGAAACUCCAAAACGUGGCCGCAGGUCUAGUAUCCUUAAAGUGGCCAUGACGUUUCCAUCCAAAAAGAUCGGCAAGAAGAGACCUGCAUCUGAACCGCUCCCUCAGGUUAAAGCAAAGGACAUGGACUCUGAGGAGGAAGAAAACUUCAUGCACAAGAGAGCCCUGAAUAUUAAGGAGAACAAAGAAAUGCUGGCAAAGCUCAUGGCUGAGCUGAACAAAGUACCCGGUCUGUUUCCAAGACGAAUGGCUUUGUCUGCUUCCACUACGCCCCGCCAGGCACCUCGGCGCUCCAUGGGAACUCCAGGAGUGCGAAGGAGGAACCCUGAGCGCUCGUCUCGGCCCCACACCAGGUCUCGCACGCUGGUGAAUGGGCCCCCCGACCCGGCUCCAGAGGAGGAGCCCGAAGACAAGUUCAGCCUGGUUCGCAAGGGCCGCUACUAUGAAGAGGAUGACGAGCCACCCCGUCGCCGUUCCUUUAAUGGCACUAAGGCCAUCCCACAUGUCGUGCGACCUGUUGAAGAUAUCACUGAGACAGAGCUGCAGAGGAUUUGUGACAACGUGCGGGAGAAAGUCUACAACAGCUCCACCGGAUCGACUUGCCAUCAGUGCCGCCAGAAAACAACCGACACCAAAACCAACUGCCGUAACCCUGAGUGUGUUGGAGUGAGGGGUCAGUUCUGCGGCCCCUGUCUCCGUAACCGAUACGGAGAGGAGGUCCGAGACGCUCUGCUGGAUGCUGAGUGGCAGUGCCCGCCGUGCAGAGGGAUCUGUAACUGCAGCUUCUGUAGGGCCAGAGACGGCCGCUGUGCCACUGGAGUGUUGGUUUACCUGGCUAAAUAUCAUGGCUUUGAUAACGUGCACGCCUACCUGAAGAGCUUGAAAAAGGAGCUGGAAGAGAGCAGCGAAUAAAAGAGGAAGGACGGAGCACAUCCUGGACCUGACCAACCAUCACGUUACACAAACUGUUCAUUGUGUUUGAGGCGUUGUGAAGCAGUGCUUAGAGUUCCUGUUUGGGGAAUUUUAAAUACUUUUUGUAAGUAUCGAUUUACAUUUGGAGGAAUCUCCAAAAGCCAGUUCUCUCUGGCCAUGAGCUUGAAUCAUUUUUCCCCCUCCACAUCUCCCUCUGCCUUCUCAACCUUUUAAAGGCUUUGUGAUUUUUUUUUUUUUGAUCUAGUAGAUGCACCAGCAUGAAACCAAAACAACUCGCGCUGCAUUGUUGUGUUAGCAUGUUAAUGCUAGCGAUCUUUAUUAUGCUCGUAUCUUCAC
Molecule: messenger RNA, 1648 nt
Organism: Labrus bergylta (ballan wrasse)
Lineage: Eukaryota; Metazoa; Chordata; Actinopteri; Labriformes; Labridae
Gene: cdca7a
Product: cell division cycle associated 7a
Biological process (GO): regulation of DNA-templated transcription
Cellular component (GO): nucleus
Source: RefSeq, a predicted model, not a curated record